Poeciliopsis prolifica (blackstripe livebearer) is the source of this 626-nucleotide messenger RNA. RefSeq names its product troponin I, slow skeletal muscle-like. Bases 37 to 549 code for a protein of 170 amino acids. The record is from RefSeq and is a predicted model, not a curated record. The transcript is spliced from 5 exons. Gene Ontology annotation, biological process: muscle contraction. Lineage: Eukaryota; Metazoa; Chordata; Actinopteri; Cyprinodontiformes; Poeciliidae. Gene Ontology annotation, cellular component: troponin complex.
CAGAGAAAAUCUAAAAUCUCAGCCUCUAGGAAGCUCAUGCUAAAGAGCUUGAUGGUUGCACAAGCAAAGGAGGAGCUGGAGCAGGAAAUGGAAGAAAAGGAGGAGCAAAAGGCAAAAUACCUGGAAGAGAAACUUCCUCCAGCACCAGCCACUGGUUUGUCACUGGACGAGCUAAAGGCAUUAUGUGAAGAGCUGCAUUCCAGAAUAGAUGUAGUGGAUGAAGAACGGUAUGAUAUUGAAGCCAAGGUCUUGCACAACACCAGAGAGAUUAAAGAUCUGAACAUCAAAGUGCUGGACUUGAGAGGGAAGUUCAAAAGGCCCAAUCUGAGACGGGUCCGGGUCUCAGCUGAUGCCAUUCUUUGCUCCCUACUGGGCUCCAAGCACAAGGUGUCCAUGGAUAUGAGAGCCAACCUCAAAUCUGUGAAGAAGGAGGACACAGAAAAGGAAAAGACAGUGGAAGUGAAUGACUGGAGGAAGAAUGUGGAAGCCAUGUCAGGAAUGGAGGGGCGCAAGAAGAUGUUUGAUGCAGCCAAAGCCCAGAUCCAGUAAAACAGUGGGAGCAGAAGAAAAAGUCAGCUCUUAUCUUCUAAAGCAACAUCACUGUCAGUUCACAGAGUGUUGAAUGU